This is a messenger RNA of Gamsiella multidivaricata, 1730 nucleotides long. RefSeq lists its product as uncharacterized. The coding region runs from base 58 to 1695 and encodes 545 amino acids. Lineage: Eukaryota; Fungi; Mortierellomycota; Mortierellomycetes; Mortierellales; Mortierellaceae. The transcript has 4 exons. The record is from RefSeq and is a predicted model, not a curated record.
CCUGGAAUCAGCAAGACACACACACGCCACGACUUCAUCAACAUCAACAAAGUCGCAAUGGACAGCAAGCGCGAGAACAAACUCUUGGCAUUCUUGAAUGGAUCGGCGGAAGAAGACCAGGACCCCGUGAAGUUUUUUGAAUGGGCUGGUUAUCCUUCUUGGAAUGAAGGACAUGCAGGCGCAGUGUGGAAAACUACGGUCCGCGGCCUUGAUGCAGAGAAGGCAAUUGUGCUGGAAACUAGGUGGGCAAACUCCAAAGACAGGAGGAGAGAAUAUUGGGAGAAACUGCGUCGAAAAGAAGAAGCAGCUAAGAAAAUGGAGGAAUGGUCCCAGAAAAUCGAGAACGUCAACAGCAAUGAGCAGGAUAUUGUAUUUGAGUUCCAGCACCAUCGGUUCAAGAAGUUCAUGGAUGACAAAAUAUCGCCAUUUAUUACCAAGGAUGAGCCCUCUCCACCAUACACGCCUCCAUUCCCUAAUAAGCGUCCCCGUGAGGCCUUUGCAGGAGGCAGCGAGUCGUCCUGGGAAGUUCUGAUGCCUGGCGAUAUCAUUGAUGCGCUACAAGAAAUGUUACCUCAUCAGCGAAUGGGGGAAUUACUGGGUCUCAAGCGGGAACAUAUAUUCUCCUGCGUCUUGGAGGAUGUUGACAUGGGCGCCCUCUUCACUCAGUACUUCGAAGCCUGUUGCCUCGAGUCUUACAAGCAUGGAUACCCUGAGGAUGCGCUUGCAUUGUCUGCAACCCUAUUGAUAAAAAAGAACUCUCGCUCCCCACGACUACUCAAGGCAUUUGGUGGCCAACGAUUGACAGCCUUGAGAGAAACGCUCCUCAAGUCGAUUGUACCCACCCUGGAUACCACCCUGCUAGACAAGCAACAGGCGCUCAUAUCCAAAUGGGUUAGAUGGGUUUGCCUUGUUUCUGAAAAUAGGAGAGAGAACAUGGCCAAGCGAAUGGAUACACUGGAUCAGCUGCACAGUGAUUGGAAAGAGGCGAAGGACCUGGAUCUUGCUGCAAUGCACACUUAUUUUGUGAUGUGUAUCCAGGGACUGUUUGCAUCACAGCCAUUGGACUUCCAAGAGGCAGAUGGCAUUGCCUCCUUCAUCCGAAACUUGUUGGCAGCUUUCCUGCAAGAAGUGGACUUGGUUAGGUUUUCAUGCGCCGACAAAGGCUCAGAAGCCUCGCGGUACAACAAAGCCAUUAACCAGUUGCAAGGUAAAUCAAAACAGCCAGACAUGGUUGGCAUCUUUACUUAUGAGGGAGUCAAGGUCGAGACUUUCUUCGGUGAGGCUAGUAGCGUUGCAGCAAAGAGCACAUUCAAGUAUGGUGGAGAUACCAUAAGGUUGGGGGUCUUUGGCAAGAACGGCCAUGAUAUGAUAAACAACCUCGUGGAUCUGGAGGUGCCGCUGCUUCUCUUCAACAUUAAUGGACUAGUGUUGCAAGCAUUUGUUCUUGAAAAAGUCCAGGAUAUCUAUGCAAUGCUGGAGAUCGGCACAGGACGGAUCCCUUGCUCUGUCAAUGAUCUGCUAUUCUUAUCGCAAGAUCUACCAUUCUGGCUACAGCUCAGGGAGAUUGCUAAAAAGACGUCGGCAUCUAUUGAGCGUGCGGUGGAUGCUGGCCAGAUUGACUACGAGCGCAGGAAGUCGUUCUACCCCACUAUCACCACACCGUCAGCCCGAGGCGCCCUUAGCUCAGCGAAAUAAAGCACCUCAUGCACCCUGACACUGGGAUUCCAACA